AUGCAGAAAGCACAGUCUGCAGUGGAUUUUACGAAUCUACUCAACCCAAAAGGAGAUUCAGCUUCCAACAAGGAAGUCGUCAACACCACGACGACCACCACCACGCCUACUACAGCGAAACCAGCCGAAGCCUCGGCUGAGCAGCAAGACGUCGAGAUGACUACCGCUGCCGUUACCAACAUCAGGCCCAACGGCCCUCUGCCGUCUGGCCAGCCUGCCCAGGAGACGACCAAUGAGCUCCCCCGGCCCUACAAGUGCCCUCUCUGCGACAAGGCCUUCCAUCGCCUCGAGCACCAGACCAGGCACAUCCGGACUCACACCGGAGAGAAGCCCCAUGCUUGCCAGUUCCCUGGCUGCAGCAAGAAGUUCUCGCGCUCCGACGAGCUGACCCGCCACUCGAGGAUACACAACAACCCCAAUGGCAGGAGAUCCAACAAGGGCCAGAUGCCUCCUACGCACAUUCAGUCCUACCACAGCGACAGCCUCAUGGCUCCGCCCCCGCCUGUGCCCAAGUCCAUCCGCAGCGCCCCGCCCUCUGCUCUUGGCUCGCCCAACGUCUCUCCGCCUCACUCCUACUCGGCCUACAGCACGCCUUCGGGCCUGGGCGCGUAUCGCAGCAAUGCCGGCAGCCCCAACGGCCAGGGCAUGGACAUCAACAUGCUCGCCAAGGCUGCUCACCAGCUCGAGACGCUGAACUUCCCCCCUCUGGGCAACCACCACCACCACCACCACUCUAGGGAGUCCCGGCACCAUCCGUACCACUCGCACCACUCCUCGCGGAGCCACCUGCCGUCGCUCUCUGCCUACCACAUGUCGAGAAGCCACUCCAACGACGAGCACCACGAUGAUCACUACUCUCACUCCUACAGGCACGCCAAGAAGUCGCGGCCCAACUCCCCCAACUCUACCGCCCCUUCUUCUCCCACAUUCUCGCACGACUCGCUUUCGCCCACUCCUGACCACACCCCGCUGGCUACGCCUGCUCACUCUCCUCGCCUGAGACCUUUCUCGAGCACCUAUGAGCUGCCUCCUUUCCGCAACCUGUCGCUGGGACAGCACACUACUCCUGCUCUGGCGCCUCUCGAGCCGCAGCCUGAGGCUCCCUUCGCUCAGAAUGUCGCUGCCAACCCCGUGAGGAGUAGCGGCGGUAUGUCCCUGGCGGACAUUCUGAGCAGGCCUGACGGCACGCAGAGGAAGCUCCCCGUCCCCCAGGUUCCCAAGGUUGCUGUGCAUGAUCUCCUCGGCCCCAGCGCCGACGGAUUCAACCUGAGCGGCCGGAGUAGCUCGUCCAACAGCAUCGCCGGCGGCGACCUCAUGGAGAGGAUCUAG
Messenger RNA from Thyridium curvatum, 1329 nucleotides. RefSeq lists its product as uncharacterized. The record is from RefSeq and is a predicted model, not a curated record. The coding region runs from base 1 to 1329 and encodes 442 amino acids. Lineage: Eukaryota; Fungi; Ascomycota; Sordariomycetes; Thyridiales; Thyridiaceae. Gene Ontology annotation, cellular component: nucleus; cytoplasm. Gene Ontology annotation, molecular function: RNA polymerase II cis-regulatory region sequence-specific DNA binding. The transcript has a single exon.